This is a messenger RNA of Cyprinus carpio (common carp), 1493 nucleotides long. RefSeq lists its product as uncharacterized. Gene Ontology annotation, cellular component: nucleus; immunological synapse. The record is from RefSeq and is a predicted model, not a curated record. Gene Ontology annotation, molecular function: IgE binding; laminin binding; carbohydrate binding. Gene Ontology annotation, biological process: positive regulation of calcium ion import; macrophage chemotaxis; positive chemotaxis. Lineage: Eukaryota; Metazoa; Chordata; Actinopteri; Cypriniformes; Cyprinidae.
CAACCAACCCAACCCUUCCAACCAACCCAACCGAUUCAACCAACCCAACCCUUCCAACCAACCCAACCAAAUCCACCAGUUCAACCAAACCCUCCAGUCCAGCCGAGCCCACCCAUUCAGCCGAGCUGGCCUGCUCAACUACCCACCCCGACGGGUUACCUGCCCUCUCCAGUCCCUCCGGCAUGGCACGGUAAUCCCGGUCAGCCUGGUUGGCCCGGUCAGGGGCCCGCAGGAGGAGCGCCGCAGCAGUGGCCCCCGGCACCAGCCAUCGCUCCUGUAACGGUUCCUUUCAACAUGAAUUUCCCCCGCGGCAUCUACGACAAGCUGAUGCUGACCAUCAGAGGACAGAUUAAACCAGACGCCAAGAUGUUCACGAUCAACUUCCUGCGCGGGAACGACAUCGCUCUCCACAUCAACCCGCGCUUCAGUGAGGGCGGGAAACCGGUUCUGGUCCGCAACCACAAACUGGGAGAACGCUGGGGGAAGGAGGAGCGGGAUCUUCUGUCUCCGUUCCCCUUCAUGCCCGGUCAUCACUUUGAGAUGAAGAUCCUCUGCACAUUCACCGAGUUCAAGGUGGCCGUCAACAACACGCCGGCCUUCGACUUCCAGCACCGCAUCAAAGAGGUCAACCAGAUCGACCGCAUCAACAUCCUGCACGACGUCACGCUCACGUCCGUCAACGUGGAGACGCUCCCAUGAGCCUCAGCGAACCAAACCGAGCAUAUUAAAGAACAGCGGCGUCACACAGCGUCCAGAGGCCCCAAAGAAACACAAACCUUCACCGGCUCUCGUGCAUUCUGACCCGGAGAGGAAUUUCUUCUUCACAAAAAUGCUAGUUAAUGUUUUCACACUGGACUAAAACUUAUUGACUGCUCACACAAAAAAUGAUUAUUUUGGGAUUUUUUUUGUUUUGUUUUUUCAAACUAAAACCUUGUUAGGUGUUUCUAGUCAAAAAUGACCAGCCUACAAAAAACUGCUUAUAAUGUUCUCAUUAUUAUUGCUAUAUUAUUACCAAAUACUGAAUUUAAUCUUUUCGUCUUGUUUCUUAUCUAUAAGCACAGGCUUCAUGUUUCUUUUUGGAGCUGAUUGAUUGGAUUGAAGUGUUAAGUGAAAGUUUUAGAAAUAGAGGUUUUCUUUUGCAAAACAAUGGGACAUUAACUAACAAAGAAAUACUAACAUCAUUCCUUUUAUUCUGUCAUAUCGGUAAAGUAUAACAAGAUCCAGAUGUCUGAGAAACUUGAGAAUCUGUCACGGAUAAACUUAUCAUUUGUGCUGAAUGUAAUGUGUCUUACAGUACAGUAUAAUCAAUUCAACAGAAGAACACUAAUAUAUUCAAGACCCCACUAAUAAUGAGUGUGAAUUAAAGUAUUAUUUUAAGCCAAUGUGAAUGAAUCAGAAAUGUCAUCUACUCACAUUUAUAACAUAUUUCAGUUUAUUGUGUAAGAAAUCAGGUCAAACAAACAAACACUGAUAAAUAAAUAAUUCAUGUCUGA